This is a messenger RNA of Prunus armeniaca (apricot), 942 nucleotides long. Lineage: Eukaryota; Viridiplantae; Streptophyta; Magnoliopsida; Rosales; Rosaceae. The record is from the annotation of a GenBank genome assembly.
AUGGGGAGGUCACCUUGCUGUGAGAAAGCUCACACCAACAAAGGCGCUUGGACCAAAGAAGAAGACCAGCGCCUCAUCGAUUACAUCCGCGUCCAUGGCGAAGGCUGCUGGCGCUCCCUCCCCAAAGCCGCAGGGUUGCUUAGGUGCGGCAAGAGCUGUAGGCUGAGAUGGAUAAACUACCUUCGCCCUGACCUCAAGCGUGGAAAUUUCACAGAAGAAGAAGAUGAGCUCAUCAUCAAGCUCCAUAGCUUGCUUGGAAACAAGUGGUCGUUGAUUGCGGGGCGAUUGCCGGGAAGAACCGACAACGAAAUAAAAAACUACUGGAACACACACAUCAAGCGGAAGCUCAUCAGCCGCGGCCUCGACCCUCAAACCCACCGUCCGCUCAACGACACCACAACCGCCGCCGCGGCCGCCACGACACCUGCUUCUCGCUUAGAUUUCAGAAACAUUUCUCCGCCAUCCGCCGUCGUCGAUAAAACCACCAACAAAAAUUCCAUAUUGCAUCACAAAACCAUCAACAAAACCUCCUCGAACAACAACAACCACAACAAUAUUAUACUGUUCAAGCCCAAGAUGGAAGAGGACAACAUAGAAGAGGCCAGCAGUGGGACCACCACAGAGGAAGACCAACAACAACAACAGCAACAGCAACAGCAGAAAUUGCAAGAUCAUUAUAUGUACAAGUGUAGUGACCUCAACUUGGAUCUUUCAAUUGGGCUGGAGCCCUUCCAGUCCGAGCCAACUCGGGCUUCGUCGGGGAACUCGGCCGAGUCAAGACUGCAGCAGAAUAAUUACCAGGUUUUUGGGACAGUGCAGAAGGCGGUGGUGACUCAGGCGGUGUGUUUGUGUUGUCAGGUUGGAUUUCAGAGCAGUGAGGCUUGCAGGAAUUGUCAGUGCACAAAUGGAUUCUACAGAUUUCACAGACCUUUGAAUUCAUAG